AUGCCAAAUUGGCCACCACCAAAUCCUGAAAUACAACAUUUGUUGCGCAAGCUUUCAAAUGGAUCUGUUGGUCAUCCCCUGGGUUCUCUUUGGCAAGCUUUUGACCCAAUUAAGACUGAUGAUAAAAAACCUAAAGCUCACUGCAUAUUUUCUUACCUUAUUAAUGCUCAUAACUGUCAACAAAAGUUAGUUCCAAUUAUUGAACGUAAUCAGCAUCAAGAUAAUUCUUAUUCAUCAGAUGGAUCGAUUGUACCUUUUAUGUCAGUUUCAAAUUGUGAUUCUGUUUCAACUUUUUCUGAUAAUAAUAUGAGUGAAAACAAUAAUGUUUUUAAAAAUACAAGUCAGAUACCUACACAAUUACCAAUAGAUGUAUGCAGAUCUAAUCGACUAUUAUUAGAAGGUAUUAUAGAAGGCAGAGCACCUCUUUCACUUUAUCAUGUUCCUGCAAGAAAACAACUUUUUACAAAUAUUCUCAAUGAUGUUUAUAAAAAUGUUCAAACCUCAAUUCAACAAUUUAUUAAUAUGUCUAAUUGGAUUACUAUCAUGAUGGAUGGAUGGACAAAUAUUCAACAGGAUUAUCUUGUGAAUUUUAUUGCUAUUGGAAAGGAUCGAAGAUCAGAGCUUAUUAAAAUUAAGGACACAUUAGGAGAAAGCCAAACAUUAAUUACUAUAUUUAAAGAUCUAGAAGAAGUUUUAAUGCAAAUUGGAAUUAAACGAAUUAAUGCAGUUAUUACAGAUAGUGCUGCAAGUUAUGUUCAUAUGAAAAUUAUACUUGUACAACAAUAUCCUAAAAUUAUAGUUUUACCAUGUAUUGCAUAUGAAUCAAAUCUUUUGUUUGGUGAUAUGUUGAAACAUAUAUAUAUGAAGUCAAUUAUAAGUUCUGCUGUUAAAAUUAUUGCUCAAACACAAAUAAAUACCAAUAUGAUUAAUGAUAAAGAUUUUCAACUUUAUGUUAAUACACUACUCGAAGUCUACACACAAAAUAUAAAGGAUGAUAGUACAGGAGCGUACACCCUUGUCUCAAAUAAACGUAGCUUGGAACAAACAAACACGGAAAAAAAUCAUUAUAAAAGAGUUAAAACACACUUAAAAAGACCCGAAGUUAGAUCAAAGGAAAUUUAUAACUACACAAAGACAGAGAUACCUCGAGAGAAAUCAAGCUUCACAGAAGCAGUCUUCUCAACACACAAAUCGGAAAGUACCUUAUUCACAAAUGAUUUAAGCUCGAAUACUUCCUCAAGAAUACAAGGUCGUGAGGAAAACUCUACGGGCAAUAGCUUAGAAAGUUCUAGAAAGAUUCUGGAAACUGGAUCAAAUGAUGACAUAUCUGAUAAUUAA
This is a messenger RNA of Scutellospora calospora, 1338 nucleotides long. NCBI's taxonomy places the organism in Eukaryota, Fungi, Glomeromycota, Glomeromycetes, Diversisporales, Gigasporaceae. The record is from the annotation of a GenBank genome assembly.